UCUAGGCAUCAUUCUGUACGAGUUCCUGUUUGGCUAUACACCUUUCCCUGCAAGGUGCAUGGAGGGAGUGUUUUUGCGAGUGACAACUGAAGAGCUCACUUGGCCAGAGAGAGAGCUUGAUGUGACAGAUGAUGCCAAGGACCUCAUAUUCUCUCUCAUGAAGAAGAACCCUAUGGAGCGCCUGGGCACAAGAGGAGCACAUGAAGUGAAGAACCAUCCAUUUUUUCAGAACCUCGACAUGAACAACCUCCUGAGUGAGGUUCCUCUGUACAUCCCCCAGUUGGAGUAUGGGGAUACCUGCUCUGAGAAUGUAGGCGAAUCAGAGGUUGAUGUUCCUUCUGUCGAUGAAGAUGAAGAGAAGGAGGACAAUAUAUCUUUCAGCUAUUUGGCCUUCCGCUUCCGAAAGGCGUAUGACAGCCCUACACCAAUCAAGCAGAGCCAUUCCUCUCAGCUAAACCUCAAUGAAGGAAAUAUCCAGGAGUCUGCUGAAAGCCUGAAUGAAGAGGACGACACAACCUCCAGUGGAGAAAAUUUCGAGGAUGCAGUUGAAUACCUUGAUGAUGAGGACGACAUGACCUUUGAUGAAGGAAAAGUAGAGAAGGCUGCUGAAAUCCUUCAUGAAGAGGAAGUCAUGCCCCACAAUGAAGGAAAUGUCAAGGAGGCCACUGAAAUCCUGCCUCAUGGCACCUACUCCAUGUGGUGCAUUUAUCUACAGCUGCUUGAGCUGGCUGGAGAAUGUCACUCUACAAUCCAGAGUGGUAUGGUCAGCACCAAUGACUUCUUGAAGCUGGAGGAGAAACUGGAGAAGCUUCACUAUGAGAUCUGUGGAGCUUAUGAGGCACAAAAGACAGGUCAGAGAGUAGUUGAAUCUAAGACAUGACCUCCAUUAAAGGACAUGAUGAGACAAUGAGGAGACAGGGGAUGGGCAAAGGAGACAAGAAGCGGAAUAAGAAAAGUCAGGAAGAACCAGAAAGUUUCACCAUACCUCCAUCACUCACUUUCUCCUAUGGCUGUAAUGA
Molecule: messenger RNA, 1019 nt
Organism: Paralichthys olivaceus (Japanese flounder)
Lineage: Eukaryota; Metazoa; Chordata; Actinopteri; Pleuronectiformes; Paralichthyidae
Product: microtubule-associated serine/threonine-protein kinase 3-like
Biological process (GO): intracellular signal transduction; peptidyl-serine phosphorylation
Molecular function (GO): ATP binding; protein serine/threonine kinase activity
Source: RefSeq, a predicted model, not a curated record